Spinacia oleracea (spinach) is the source of this 1629-nucleotide messenger RNA. Its product is annotated as calmodulin-binding receptor-like cytoplasmic kinase 2. The coding region runs from base 140 to 1462 and encodes 440 amino acids. Gene Ontology annotation, molecular function: ATP binding; protein kinase activity. The transcript is spliced from 6 exons. The record is from RefSeq and is a predicted model, not a curated record. Gene Ontology annotation, biological process: protein phosphorylation. Lineage: Eukaryota; Viridiplantae; Streptophyta; Magnoliopsida; Caryophyllales; Amaranthaceae.
GUCACUAAAUCCAAACCGUUGAAAUCCUUUCUCUGUCUCACUCAAUCCUCUCACAAGGGACAACUUGCUGCCCGCCAUUUUCUACCCCCACCCAAUUUCUUCUAUCUCUUUUCUUCUUUCUCUGGAAGAAUUGUCAAGAAUGAAGAAAAAUGUAAGUGGUAAAAAAUGGAGCUCUGAAAUGGCCGUAACACCUGAGGUCCUGUCUCAGGCCCCUGUUUCCGACACCUCUGUUGUUUGUUCCCAGGAUCAAAAGAAAUCUGUGAACCCUGUUAAAUACGCUGCCAAAGCUGUCGCCGGAGUUUUCAUUGACUGCUUCACGCCUCCAGAGGAUGAUUAUCCUUCUAACUUUCGGAAAAAGGGUGAAUUUCAGAAAUUAAAGUCAUCUUCUGUUUCAUCUGGUACGAGUAACAGCGAGAAGAAACAGGGUUCAAUUCGAUCAUACAAUCUAACUGUGGAGAGUGAUAUUAUUGGAAAUGGGAAUUAUACCAUAGCACAAAUAUACAAGGCAACAAGAAACUUCUCCCCUUCCCUUAGACUUGGUCAAGGGGGUUUUGGGACAGUCUAUAGAGGAACUCUGGAAGAUGGCUCCCUUGUUGCUGUGAAACGUGCCAAAAGGAACGGUCAUGGUAAGCACCUGGGAGCAGAAUUCCGAACUGAGAUCCAAACAUUAGCUCAGGUGGAUCAUCUGAACUUGGUGAGGUGUUAUGGUUAUCUGGAGGAAAAAGAUGAGAGAAUCCUUCUUGUUGAGUAUGUUCCAAAUGGAACUCUCAGGGAACACUUGGACUGUAUACGCGGUGAGGCUUUAGAUAUGGCUGCUAGACUUGACAUUGCCAUUGAUGUUGCUCAUGCCAUUACUUAUCUCCACAUGUACGCAGAUAAUCCUAUAAUUCACAGGGAUAUCAAAUCUUCCAACAUUCUUCUGACAGAACGUUGUAGAGCGAAGGUGGCCGACUUUGGAUUUGCCCGGUUAGCAGCCGACAGAGACUCCGGUUGCACUCAUGUGUCUACCCAAGUUAAAGGCACUGCUGGGUACUUAGACCCGGAAUAUCUUCAGACCUACCAACUUACUGAGAAGAGUGAUGUUUAUUCCUUUGGUGUAUUGUUGGUGGAAUUGGUCACCGGAAGGCGUCCUAUUGAUAAUAAACGUGUCAUGAAGGAGCGGAUUACAACACGAUGGGCAAUAAUGAAGUUUACAGAAGGGGAUGCAAGAUCAACACUUGAUCCAAAACUAGAAGAAACUACAUCAAAUAUCAUUACAAUAGAAAAGAUUCUUGAACUGGCAUUAAUAUGUCUAGCUCCACAACGGAAGAAUCGGCCAAUUAUGCAGAGAUGUGCAGAGAUACUGUGGAGCAUACGCAAGGACUUCAGAGAGCUAUCAGUUUCAGACACCUGCUCUCUCUCUUCUAGCACAGGCAGAAGCAACUCUGUAGGAGAACCCGUGCUUGCAACACUAGUUUCUUGAUCAUAUGAUAAAAUUACUUGCCUCUUAGAAUUCUAAGCACAUAUUUUUUGCCCCAGCUGAAUUCUUUUACUUGUUUUGAGAUAUGAAAAUACAUAUAUAUACUGUAUACAUCAGUGUGUAAAACAGAAAAAAAGAUGAAUAUCAGAAACGACCUGCAUUGAUAUUUA